AUGAACAAUGCAUUAAUUAAUUUUGGAUUAUGGCCAAAUAAAUAUUUCCUGUACAGGCAACAUUAUUUUACAUGGAACGUAUGCAAAAACGUUUAUUAUAAAAACAUUUGUCGCAGAAGAAUAUCCUUUAGCAGUCCGUUAAGCGAUAGUUCCAACAUUAGAGAUAACAGAGUUUUAAAUAAAAAUAAAACAUUUUUAAGUAGGAAUAAUAAAGUAGUCCAUCAAGGAAUUAAUUAUUUUAUAAAUUUUUUUGUGCACACCAUGUAUAACGAAAAAAAUCCCAAAAAAAAUUAUGAACAUAGCAAUGUAAAUGGCGAAAAAUGUGGAGAAGUUGUUCAGGCAAUUACUAAAGGUGGGAAUGAGCUGGAAAAAAAGGUAGACUUUAAUCGUAACGGUAACGGAGACUUCCAUUAUGACUAUGACUAUGUAGUUAUUGGGGGGGGACCCGGGGGUAUGGCAUCAGCGAAGGAAGCCGCAGCUCAUGGGGCAAAAGUACUUUUACUGGACUUUGUUAAGCCGAGUAGCCAAGGAACAAAGUGGGGUAUAGGUGGAACGUGUGUAAAUGUUGGUUGUGUUCCCAAAAAGUUGAUGCACUAUGCAGGAAAUAUGGGAAGUUUAUUUAAGUUGGAUUCACCAGAAUAUGGAUGGAAAUAUGAAAAUUUAAAACAUGAUUGGAUGAAAUUAAUUAGAACAGUUCAAUCACAUAUUCGUUCAUUAAAUUUUAGUUAUAUGACUGGUUUAAGAUCAUCAAAAGUGAAAUAUAUUAAUGGGUUAGCUAAAUUAAAAAGUAAAAAUACAGUAUCAUAUUAUUUAAAAGGGGAUUUAACUAAAGAAGAAACAGUAACAGGAAAAUACAUUUUAAUAGCAACAGGGUGUAGACCUCAUAUACCAGAAGAAGUUGAAGGAGCAAAGGAGUUGAGUAUAACAUCAGAUGAUAUCUUUUCAUUAAAAAGAGAACCAGGGAAAACUUUAGUAGUUGGUGCAUCUUAUGUAGCUUUGGAAUGUGCAGGAUUUCUAAAUUCAUUAGGAUAUGAUAUCACAGUAGCUGUUCGUUCAAUAGUCUUAAGAGGCUUUGAUCAACAGUGUGCAAAUAAAGUUAAAAGUUAUAUGGAGGAACAAGGCGUUAUAUUUAUGAAUGGAGUAUUACCAAAAAAAUUAAUAAAAGAGAAUGAAAAAAUAUUAGUACAGUUUAGUAAUAAUUGUACCGAAUUGUACGAUACAGUUUUAUAUGCAACCGGUAGAAAAGGUGAUACACAGCAUUUAAAUUUAGAAGCACUUAAUAUAAAUAUAAAUAAAUCGAAUAACAAAAUUAUUGCAAACGAUCUUAGUUGUACGAAUAUAUCUACUAUAUUUGCUGUGGGGGAUGUGGUUGAAAACGUACCUGAACUAGCUCCAGUAGCUAUAAAAGCAGGUGAGAUUUUAGCUAGACGGUUAUUUAAUAACUCAAACGAAAUAAUGGAUUAUACAUAUAUACCAACUUCUAUAUAUACCCCUAUAGAAUAUGGAGUGUGUGGCUAUUCAGAAGAAAAAGCAUAUGAAAUUUUUGGAAAAAAUAAAGUUGAAGUGUUUUUACAAGAAUUUAAUAAUUUAGAAAUAUCUGCUGUGCAUAGAAAGAAACAUAUUAAAAUGCAAAAGGAUGAAUACGACUGUGAUAUAUCUAGUACAUGUUUUGCUAAACUUGUUUGCUUAAAAGAAGAAGAAAAUAGAGUUGUUGGUUUUCAUUACGUUGGCCCCAAUGCAGGUGAAGUUACUCAAGGUAUGUCUUUAGCUUUAAAAUUGAAAGUUAAAAAAAAAGAUUUUGAUAAUUGCAUAGGCAUACAUCCAACUGAUGCCGAAUCGUUUAUGAAUCUCUCCAUUACUGUAUCUUCCGGUCUGCCCUAUGCGGCCAAAGGGGGCUGUGGGGGCGGCAAAUGCGGUUAA
Plasmodium malariae is the source of this 1920-nucleotide messenger RNA. Its product is annotated as thioredoxin reductase, putative. Lineage: Eukaryota; Apicomplexa; Aconoidasida; Haemosporida; Plasmodiidae. The coding region runs from base 1 to 1920 and encodes 639 amino acids. The record is from RefSeq and is a predicted model, not a curated record. Gene Ontology annotation, biological process: cell redox homeostasis; glutathione metabolic process; cellular response to oxidative stress. Gene Ontology annotation, cellular component: cytosol; mitochondrion. Gene Ontology annotation, molecular function: flavin adenine dinucleotide binding; glutathione-disulfide reductase (NADPH) activity; thioredoxin-disulfide reductase (NADPH) activity. The transcript has a single exon.